Messenger RNA from Cannabis sativa, 2197 nucleotides. RefSeq names its product RNA-binding KH domain-containing protein PEPPER. Gene Ontology annotation, cellular component: cytoplasm; nucleus. Gene Ontology annotation, biological process: regulation of gene expression. Bases 190 to 1803 code for a protein of 537 amino acids. The record is from RefSeq and is a predicted model, not a curated record. NCBI's taxonomy places the organism in Eukaryota, Viridiplantae, Streptophyta, Magnoliopsida, Rosales, Cannabaceae. Gene Ontology annotation, molecular function: mRNA binding. The transcript has 6 exons.
AGCAAAGAGUGAACCAAACUGUGUAAUUGUGGGUAGAGAGUAGAGACUAGGAAGGAAUAUCCACUUCUAUUUGACUAAUAACCCUAAAAACUCAUCUGUAAAAAUUGGCCCUUUCUUUCUGUUCUUCUUCUUUCUCUCUAAACCCCUUUACUUUACAUACCCUAACUUCUUUUGCGUUCUCCUUCUCCCAUGGCGACUAACGAACCCGCCGUGAACGGCGUCGCAAAGGCGCCGGAAUCGGUCUUGCAAUCUCUUGUUCCCACCAAUACGGUAACCGAAACGGGGGCGACUACUACCUCCGCCUCUGAGGCCGAAACAGCGGUGGCACCCUCUACUGAGUCCCAACUAGAGUCCGCCUCAGCUCCCCCGUCAGCUACCAUUACCGCCGCUGACAAGAGAUGGCCUGGUUGGCCGGGAGAUUGCGUGUUCAGGCUCAUUGUUCCGGUGGUCAAGGUAGGUAGCAUCAUUGGUCGUAAGGGGGAGCUUAUCAAGAAGAUGUGCGAAGAGACGCGUGCACGAAUUCGAGUUCUUGAUGGCGCCGUAGGCACUCCUGAUCGAAUCGUGUUGAUAUCGGGAAAGGAAGAGCCAGAUAUUACACUUUCGCCAGCAAUGGAUGCUGUUAUAAGGGUGUUUAAACGUGUCUCGGGAUUAUCUGAGAGUGAGGUUGAUGGCAAAGUGCCUGGAGCUGCUGGAGCUGCAUUCUUUUCAAUUCGAUUGUUGGUUGCAUCCACACAAGCGAUAAAUUUAAUUGGAAAACAAGGUUCAUUGAUUAAAUCCAUACAGGAGAAUUCGGGUGCAUCUGUCAGAGUAUUGUCAGGAGAUGAGGUGCCAUACUAUGCUGUUGCAGAUGAAAGAAUUGUUGAGUUGCAGGGUGAAGGGUUGAAGGUUCUCAAAGCUCUGGAAGCAGUAAUUGCACAUCUGAGGAAAUUUUUAGUUGAUCAUAGUGUUCUUCCACUUUUUGAGAAGAAAACUUACAAUGUGCCAUCCUCACAAGAACAACAUGUAGAGACCUGGGCAGACAAGCCAUUAGCUCACGGUGCUUCUCAAACUGGACUUGCAGCUAAUUAUCCUCUAUCAGCAACGAGGGAAUCUUUGUUUCUUGAUCGUGAAAAUCAAUUGGAAUCACAGAUUCCAUCAGCUCGAAUUUCUCUAUAUGGACAAGAUCCGUCACUUCCUGGAAUUCGUUCUUCAGGCCUUGGAUCCUCAGGCCUCGGUUCUUCAAGUCUUAGUUCCUCAGGUCUCGGUUCCUCAGGUCUCGGUUCUUCAGGUCUCGGUUCCUCAGGUCUCGGUUCUUCAGGUCUCGGUUCCUCAGGUCUCGGUUCCUUAGGUCUCGGUUCCUCAGGUCUCGGUUCUUCAGGACUCGGUUCUUCAGGUCUCGGUUCUUCAAGUCUCGGUCGUACUGGUGCUCCCAUUGUUACUCAGAUUGCACAAACUAUGCAAAUUCCACUUGCUUAUGCGGAAGACAUUAUUGGCAUUGAAGGAUCUAAUAUUGCAUACAUUCGGCGUACCAGUGGAGCCAUUCUAACUGUGCAAGAGAGUAUGGGGCUUCCUGAUGAAAUCACUGUGGAAAUCAAAGGCACCUCAACACAAGUUCAGUUGGCUCAACAACUAAUUCAGGAAGUUAUGAGCAAUCACAAAGAAUCACUUUCGAGUAGCUAUGGUAGGAUAGAUACUACUGGAUUGAGAUCUUCGUACUCUCAAUUGAGCAGCUCUUCCUACCCUCCGACUUCAUUACCGUCACAGCCCUACAAUGGUGGAUAUGGGUCUUCCAAUCUUGGAGGUUACAGUACAUUCAGGCUUUGAAAUGGUAAAUCCACAUACUAAUUGGCAGUUUCUCCCAUGAGGUAUUUAUUACCACCGAAUUAAACUCUGAAUAGGAAAAAAAAAGGAAGGAAAUUUGAUGGUAAGUCUAAAGCAUCUGUAAAGUUUCCCCAUAGUGAGUCCGGCAUUUUUUUUAAGUGGUGUAUCUUGGUCGUUCUUCCAGUGCUGGUACUCUGUUAGGUUGGAUAGAAGCUUGGAAAGGAAUACAGAGGAAUGCAAUGUAGUAGUUUUAGCUUCAUGAUUCUGUGCAGUAAAUCUUAGAAGUUGCAUGUGGGGGAGGGCAAGGGGUUUUGUGACCAGAACUUGGGAAUUCUGCAAGACUUAUUUGUUUGUUAAAUUUAUUUAUAUAGUUCGAUUCGAUGAUUAUUUAUUUUGA